AUGCGUGAAUCAAACUUCGCUUUUCCGGCGCAGAAUAGGGCUUGUGUGUGUAUAACGUCUCAACUUUAUGAUAGGCGAGCAUUGGAUACAACCUCGCCAUUGCCGCUCUUCAACUCGCUUACGCAGCUGGUAUACCUUACAUCGACUUCUCCGAGAAUCCGAGAAAUUAUGACCAUGGACGGUGGACUCGAGCGCCUAGUACUAGUACGCAUCCUUCAUGACUUCUGCAUAUGCCCGCCGCCGCCAGAGAAUCCCGCCAUGCUGUAUGGACUUUCCCCGCCCACCGCACGGCCGAACAAACUCGUACCCACUCUCAAUCCGCCAUCCUUCGAUAAACACGCUGCCUACAGAUUCUCGCUCGCUUUCCAGUGCCUAGUCAACAUUGGGAGGCGUGGCUUGCGAACAAGGGAUUUGCGGUUGGGCCCAGCGCGAGUGCUACUGGUAUGCCCCAAGGAGACGAGGGAGCAGCGUCAGGCAAGGCGGAUGUUGCAGAACGAGCAGAGACAGCGUCAAGAUGUUGACGCGCUGUAUAGGGCUCUCAUUCGGCAGCAAAUGGAGCAGCAGGCGGAGGGACGAUCAGCAGAACCGGAGCCACUCCCUUCGUUCAACGGGCAUCCCAGUCGCCCGCGGCCACUUCUGCACAUACCCAGCCACCCCCUUCGUCUUAACGUCACACCCAGCCACCCCCUUCGUUCAACGGGCACCCCCGUCGCCCGCGGCCACUUCUGCACGUACCCAGCCACCCCCAUCGUCUCAACGGGCAUCCCAGUCGCCCGCAGCGCCCGGUGCACACAUACAGCUGAAGACGCAGCGCCGUCUUACGCACAGGCGUCCCCGUAG
Molecule: messenger RNA, 840 nt
Organism: Pleurotus ostreatus (oyster mushroom)
Lineage: Eukaryota; Fungi; Basidiomycota; Agaricomycetes; Agaricales; Pleurotaceae
Exons: 4
Coding region: 1-840 (279 amino acids)
Biological process (GO): establishment or maintenance of cell polarity; ubiquitin-dependent protein catabolic process
Cellular component (GO): MUB1-RAD6-UBR2 ubiquitin ligase complex
Source: RefSeq, a predicted model, not a curated record